Molecule: messenger RNA, 1327 nt
Organism: Triplophysa rosa
Lineage: Eukaryota; Metazoa; Chordata; Actinopteri; Cypriniformes; Nemacheilidae
Gene: mycbp
Product: MYC binding protein
Exons: 5
Coding region: 858-1169 (103 amino acids)
Biological process (GO): regulation of DNA-templated transcription
Cellular component (GO): nucleus
Molecular function (GO): transcription coactivator activity
Source: RefSeq, a predicted model, not a curated record
UUUGUUAGACUUAUUCGAUAAUAUAAAUUAUAUUUCUUGUUUUGAAUUUAUUAAUAUUUAGAUUUUUUUUUCAUUCUUUUUUGUCUUUGUUGUUUUGUUUGUAUUAUCUUUUAUUAUUUUUUCUCGUCUGCUUUUGAAUGCAAACUGUAUACCAUCUUGUUUUGUAAUGUUUUUGUUAUACUUUAAUAAAAAAGCGCUUUUUAUCGCAGAUGAAAUCUAUGCAAUUGAAUUGGCACUGCUUUUACAUCAAGGUGCAUGAGGACUAUAUAUUUCACCUUGUGUUUUUUCCACAUAUAAAUCUCAAAACCUACUUCAGUUAAAGGGCUUAUUAAUGGAACACUUACGAAAAAAGACAUCAGCUGACAUUCUCGCCCAAUGAGCAUUUAAGCUGUGUCGUCAGCAAGUUGUUUCCCAUAAUGCUUUUCAUCAGCGCAGUCGGUGGAGAGCAACUGCGCCCGACUGAAGAAUCCGAUACAGCCGCCUGGCCGUCGCGAGAGUUUUUUGACACACGUCAGCAUGACCUCAGAGCAAGGCGGACGUAACUCGGACACAUUUCUUACCGGUAUGCAUCUCGCGCUGAUCACCGGUGAUCGGUUCUGCGCAGAAUUUGGCCAUCUCAAACGAGCCUCUUAAUAGUGUAGGGAAACCGUGACGUUUUCUACUAAGUAAUUACGCGCAUGCGCAGAACGGGUCGUGUACUGACGGGUAUUUAGACUCAGCCUAUAUUUGACGGCGUUCCCUUUAAGCGUCGUCAGGGCAACGGCGUGUUGUCUUCCGCCAAAGCUCAGCGCGCACGCGCACAGCCGAUUACUGCAGCUGAGGAGUUUUGCGAAUCAAACAUUGUGACACUUUCGUUUAUGAUGGCGCAUUACAGGGCAUCCGAGUCAAAGCGAGAGCAGUUUAGGAGGUAUCUGGAGAAAGCUGGAGUCCUAAAUAGCCUCACCAAUGUCUUGGUGGCUUUAUACGAGGAAACGGAGAAACCCAACAAUGCCCUGGACUUUAUCAAACAUCAUUUAGGCGUUGCUGGUUCGGAGUCUGAUGAUGCAACGAGUUUGCAUCUGGAGCUGAGUGAUUUACAGCAGAAAUUUCAACAGCUUCUGGAAGAGAAUAAAGAGCUGAAAACCAGGCUUCUGCAGUAUGAACCUCCGCAAGAAGAUGGGACAGAAUAAAGAUCCUUGGUUUUGAGAUUUAAUUAAAAUUUCUUCACUUAAAAAAAGUAUUUUGUUUGUUACCUUAUGUUUUGUAAUAAGAUGUCUAAAAAGCAAAGGUUUAAGUUAAAAUGUGACUGAUAUUUAAUAAACUUCUUCAUAAGCAAGAUUUUCUUUUU